Molecule: messenger RNA, 744 nt
Organism: Drosophila navojoa
Lineage: Eukaryota; Metazoa; Arthropoda; Insecta; Diptera; Drosophilidae
Product: vanin-like protein 3
Molecular function (GO): hydrolase activity, acting on carbon-nitrogen (but not peptide) bonds, in linear amides
Source: RefSeq, a predicted model, not a curated record
CAGUCUGUCGAGCGCAUCAUGCGUGGCAAGUGCUUGUUGCUCCUCCAAUUGCUGUGCGCUGCUGCGGUUGGCUGUGGUGCAGCCGCCAGCGGCUACUAUACGGCGGGCGUGGUGGAGUUUCGUCCGGCGUACAGUGGUGGCAGCUCCGAGCAGCUGCUCGAGGAGAAUCUGGCUGCGUAUCUGGAGCUGAUUGAGGCAGCCAAUGGGACUGCGGACAUUCUGAUCUUUCCGGAGGGCACGCUGAACAGCCAGCUGCAAUUGACGGCGGUGCCGGCGCCCUCGCGUCGCACUCUCUGCCCCAUUGUGGUGGCACCUGUCGAUGGCGUGGCCCCGUUCCUCAGGCAGCUGGCCUGCGCAGCUGUCGCCGCCCAGAGCUACCUGGUGCUGAAUGUGAAGGAGCGCGAGCGCUGCGACCGCGAGGCCGACUGCCCCGCCCGCGGCUACCGGCUCUACAACACGAACGUGGUGCUGGACCGCAGCGGUGCGGUGGUCUCGCGCUACCGCAAGUGGAACCUCUAUCUGGAGCCGCAGCUGAAUCGCACCAGCGAGCCGGAGUACGCCAUCUUCGAGACGGACUUCAAUGUGACCUUCGGCCAUUUCAUUUGCUUCGACAUGCUCUUCUACACGCCCGCCCAGGAGCUCGUCGAGCGCUACUCCGUUCAGCAUUUGAUUGUCACCAAGAUGUUCAACUCCGAGCUGCCUUUUCUCACAGGUAAUUGCUAUAACGUCAAACCUGAAGUCUGA